AUGAAGCUAAAUACGGAUGGGGCCUCUCGUGGUAAUCCGGGGUUGGCAACAGCAGGAGGUGUGAUACGUGACGGUGACGGACAAUGGCAUGGAGGAUUCUCGUUGAAUAUUGGACGUUGCACAGCACCAAUGGCGGAACUGUGGGGCGUUUACUACGGUCUUUGCAUUGCGUGGGAGAAGGGGGUCUCGAGACUGGAAGUCGAGGUGGACUCUUCACUGGUGGUAGGUUUUCUUCAGACAGGAUCUGUGACACACACCCACUGUCUUUCCUGGUGCAUCUGUGCCAUGGCUUCUUAUCAAAGGACUGGGAGGUCCGGGUUACUCACGUGUAUAGGGAGGCCAAUCGUCUAG
Molecule: messenger RNA, 351 nt
Organism: Microthlaspi erraticum
Lineage: Eukaryota; Viridiplantae; Streptophyta; Magnoliopsida; Brassicales; Brassicaceae
Source: the annotation of a GenBank genome assembly